AUGCAAUCGAUCUACAACAAGCUCGCCGGGAAGUCCGAGUACAGCCAGUCGGACGUGCCUGACAUGCAAGGCAGAGUCGCUGUGGUUACUGGGGGUACCGUUGGUAUUGGAUUUGAAGUUGCCAAAGCCCUUGCUUUUGCCAAAGCGCGCGUCAUCCUUCUCUCCCGCGGACAAGACAAUGCAGAAGAAGCUAUCUCCAAUAUCAAGGCGUCGCAGAGCGCGAGUGGAGGAUUAGUAGACGUCACCUGGGUCUCGUGCGAUCUCGGCAGCCUAACGCAAGUGCGGAAAAUUGGGGACCAGCUCCGGAAACAGGAGGAGCGCCUCGACCUUCUUUUCUGCAUCGCCGGCGUUGGUGUCAACAAGUACGACGUCUCCUCGGACGGCAUCGACCGCCAUUUCGCAGUGAACCAUCUCGGGCACUUUCUUCUCACCAAUCGUCUCCUGCCGCUCAUGCGGCACACCUCUACUUUGCCGGGGGCGCCAGCACCGCGUGUCAUCUGCAUGUCGUCGUCGCUGCACACGUCCGCGCCGUCUUCCGUGCGCUUCGAGUCCGUGGACGAGAUCAACACGGACCUGGGGUCUAUGCAGCUGUACGCUCGGAGCAAGCUCGCGAACAUACUGUAUGUCAAAUACGGCCUCAUCGAGCGUGUAUUGGACCCGGCAAACGAUCGAAUCCUCGCGCUUGCGACGCACCCGGGCGCUGUCCACACCGGACAACAGGACCAAUUCAAGGAGGCGUACGGCGAAGUUCCAGGAACCAUCAUGAAGCAUGUCGUCACUCCGUUCAUGCGUUCGCCCGACCAAGGCAGCUUGAGCGCCCUGUGGGCGGCGACAUGCCCGGAGGUAGAGGAACAUAGCCCCAAGUGGAACGGCCGCUACAUCACGGACCCCGGGGAAGCAAGCAAGGAGAGCGAUAUGGCUCGCGAUCCAGAACUAGGGGCAAACUUGUGGAGGCUGAGCGAGCAAAUUGUGAAAGAGAAGUUGGGCGAAGAUUCUCUGCUGCCUUGGGACCAAAGCAAGCCGUAA
Postia placenta MAD-698-R-SB12 is the source of this 1026-nucleotide messenger RNA. RefSeq lists its product as hypothetical. The record is from RefSeq and is a predicted model, not a curated record. Bases 1 to 1026 code for a protein of 341 amino acids. NCBI's taxonomy places the organism in Eukaryota, Fungi, Basidiomycota, Agaricomycetes, Polyporales, Adustoporiaceae. The transcript has 3 exons.